This is a messenger RNA of Colletotrichum costaricense, 972 nucleotides long. RefSeq names its product calcineurin-like phosphoesterase. NCBI's taxonomy places the organism in Eukaryota, Fungi, Ascomycota, Sordariomycetes, Glomerellales, Glomerellaceae. Gene Ontology annotation, molecular function: hydrolase activity. The coding region runs from base 1 to 972 and encodes 323 amino acids. The transcript is spliced from 2 exons. The record is from RefSeq and is a predicted model, not a curated record.
AUGACUCUCCUCACAGCCCUCGGCCUCCGCCGCAAAAACGACUGGGAGCCCCUAACCCUUAUCGACGCCAUCCUUCUCUCACCCCUAAACCUCCUCGUCACAAUCAUCUACAGCAUAAUCCUCUUCCUCCGCGGUCGACCCUUCACCCCGCCCCGCGACAAGCCCGCCAUCCGCGUCGUCUGUCUCUCCGACACCCACGACCGCACCGACGUUGACAUACCCCCGGGGGACCUCCUCAUCCACGCCGGCGACCUCACCAACGCCGGCACCGUCGCCGACAUCCAGGCCCAGCUCGACUGGCUCGCCGCUCAGCCUCACCAGCACAAGAUCCUCGUGUGCGGCAACCAUGACAGUUUCUUCGAUCCCAGCGCCCGUCUGCCCGAGGACCGCGGCAAGAGCCUCGAUUUCAAGGGGAUCCGCUAUCUCAUCCGUGAUGCCGUCACGCUGGAGUUCAAGGGUGGCCGUCACUUGAAGAUCUAUGGUGCCCCUGAUAUCCCGACCUGCGGCGGUUCAGAAAUGGCUUUCCAAUAUGAUCGUUCAUCACCGCCCUGGACCAACACGGUACCAAUUGACACUGACGUUUUGAUCACUCACACACCACCAAAAACCCACCUAGACCUAAACCUAGGCUGCCCAGCCCUUCUCCAAGAAGUCUGGCGCGUCCGCCCCAAACUCCACGUCUUCGGCCACGUCCACUGGGGCCACGGCCGCCAGACCGUCCACUUUGACGACUGCCAGCGCGCCUACGAGGCCCUCAUGUCCCGCCCGCCCCGCGGCCUCUUCCGCGACCUCUUCCCCCACGCUGGCUGGCGGGACGCUCUCGCCGUCCUGGGCUACGGCAUACACGGCGUCGUCUGGAAGUGGCUCAUGGUCGGGCCCGGCGGCAACACCAGCAGUCUCAUGGUCAACGCCGCGCAAAUGUACGGCAACACGGGGCGGCUGGGGAACCCGGUGGAAGUAGUGGAUUUGUAA